This is a messenger RNA of Emiliania huxleyi CCMP1516, 2379 nucleotides long. RefSeq lists its product as hypothetical. The transcript is spliced from 2 exons. Bases 1 to 2379 code for a protein of 792 amino acids. NCBI's taxonomy places the organism in Eukaryota, Haptophyta, Isochrysidales, Noelaerhabdaceae. The record is from RefSeq and is a predicted model, not a curated record.
AUGGAGCGCGACUCCGCGAGGCUGCUGAGGCCGACGGGCGAUGAUGAGUCAGUAGCAGAGGAGAGCACCACCUCCAUGACGGAGAUCGUCAGCACGCUCCUCAGUGGCCUGUGCGGCUGCUGCGGCGCGCUUGGUUACCAGAAGGCCGAGGCGGAGGAAAAAGGCAUGGAUCUCGUGCCUGUCGAGCGCCGCACGUCCGGCGCAAAGGCGGUGCGUGCGGUGCUGGAGGCGGAGGACGCGGCCGAGGCCGAGGCCGAGGUGGCUCGAAUGGCGGAGGCGGCUCGCAAGGCUGCUGCCGACGAGGCGGAUGUGGAGGAGGAGCGCUCUGUCAUAGAACUCACACCUGAGGAGGCGGAGCGGGCACGCGCCGACGCGGUCGAGGCAGCUGCUGCGGCCGCUGCGGCCGCUGCGGCCGAGGAGCGCUUGGCGGCGCGGACGCAGGAAGCACAGUUGACGGUCGAGGUGGAGGCAGCGAGGGUGGUGGCGGCGGAGGCGGCGGCGAGAGCGGAAGAGGAGCGUUUGGCUGCCGUGGCGGAAAGGGCUGCAGCGGAGGAGGCGGCGAGGGUGGCGGAGGAGGAGGCGGCGGCGGCGGCGAGGGUGGCGGCGGAGGAGGCGGCGAUAGCAGAGGCGGCCGCUGCGGAGAAGGCUCGCAGGGAGGAGGAGGAGGAGGCCGAGGCUGCACGCACCGAGGCGGCUCGGGUCGAGGCGGAGAAGGAGGCGGCGGAGGAGGCGGCGGCGGCGGAGAAGGCGGCGGCGGCGGCGGCGGCGGCGGCUGCUGCGGCUGCGGCUGCGGCUGCGGAGAUGGAGGCGGCGCGUGUCGCUUCCGAAGGUCGAUCGGCGAGCCAGCUUCAGGCGGUCGCGCGAGGCCGGCAGGGGCGGGCCAAGGCGGCUGUUGCAGCCGCCGCGAAGGCGGAAGCGGCGGCGGAGGCGGCGAGGGCGGCGGCGGCAGCGACGGCGGCGGCGGAGGCGGCGAGGGUGGCGGCGGAGGAGGAGGCGGCGGAGGCGGCGAGGGCGGCGGCGGCGAGGGCGGCGGCGGAGGAGGCGGCGAGGGUGGCGGCGGAGGAGGCAGAGGCGGCGGCGGAGGCGGCGAGGGUGGCGGCGGAGGCGGCGGCGGCGGAGGCGGCGGCGGCGGAGUCGGCAAGGGUGGCGGAGGAGGCGGAGGCGGCGAGGGUGGCGGAGGAGGAGGCGGCGGAGGCGGCGAGGGUGGCGGCGGAGGAGGCGGCGAUAGCAGAGGCGGCCGCUGCGGAGAAGGCUCGCAGGGAGGAGGAGGAGGAGGCCGAGGCUGCACGCACCGAGGCGGCUCGGGUCGAGGCGGAGAAGGAGGCGGAGGAGGAGGCGGCGGCGGCGGAGAAGGCGGCGGCGGCGGCGGCGGCGGCGGCGGCGGCGGCGGCGGCGGCGGCUGCGGAGAUGGAGGCGGCGCGUGUCGCUUCCGAAGGUCGAUCGGCGAGCCAGCUUCAGGCGGUCGCGCGAGGCCGGCAGGGGCGGGCCAAGGCGGCUGUUGCAGCCGCCGCGAAGGCGGAAGCGGCGGCGGAGGCGGCGAGGGCGGCGGAGGCGGCGAGGGCGGCGGAGGAGGAGGCGGCGGCGGCGGCGGCGGCGAGGGUGGCGGCGGCGGAGGCGGCGGCGGAGGAGGCGGCGGCGGAGGCGGCGAGGGUGGCGGCGGAGGAGGAGGCGGCGGCGGAGGCGGCGAGGGUGGCGGAGGAGGCGGCGGCGGCGGAGGCGGCGAGGGUGGCGGCGGCGGCUGCGGCAGAGGCGGAGGCGGCAAGGGUGGCGGCGGAGGAGGAGGCGGCGGCGGAGGCGGCGAGGGUGGCGGCGGAGGAGGCAGCAGAGGCGGAGGCGAGGGCUCAGAGGUCAGCGGAGGUGGCGUCAGCGGCGCGGCUGCAGGCGGUGGUGCGGGGCCUCGCGGACAACCACGUCUUCGGCGUCGGCGAGAUCAUCGACGCCGAGGAGGCGCCGCGGGAGCCAGCCCCUCCACCGCCGCAGCACGGCUCGGAAGCCGUGGGCGACGCCCUGCUCAUCGACUUUGGCGGCGAGAUUGUGGACGAGGGUGCGGACGACGGGUGCCUUCCGGAGGGGGGAGCGUUUGGCCCCCCGCCCGGUCCGCAGCUCGGCUUGCCCCCGGCGCGCAGCUUGCUCGACGAGUUCGAUUUUGAGGCACCGGGUGCAGGUGCGGCCGAGGGGGCGCCGGCGGGCCUGGCACCAGCACCCGACGAGACGUUGGGCGUGGCGUUUGAUAAGUCGGAGCCUGCCCUCGAAGCGCUCUUCGGAGGUGCGAUGCCAGACCCCGCCGCGGCCCUUCCGGCUUGCGCGGGAGAUUUGUCGGAGGCGUCGCGGGGGCUGCCGCUCUCGUCGUGCGCGUCGGACGACGAAAUCGUUGACUAG